Molecule: messenger RNA, 876 nt
Organism: Paramecium octaurelia
Lineage: Eukaryota; Ciliophora; Oligohymenophorea; Peniculida; Parameciidae
Source: the annotation of a GenBank genome assembly
AUGAAAUUUGUCUUCAUCCUAAUCAGCUUGAGCAUUCAAAUACAUGCCAUAAGUCUCCAAUUGAAUUAAGUUGGUGGUUGUACUUGUGAGAUGUCCUCAGUUUAAACAGAAUGCAUACCUACAACUUGUGAUUGGGAUGCUACAACUUCAAAAUGCACUCGCAAAACUUGUGAUAAAUUUACAGUUUAAAUGUGUGAUCAAUUACAAGACUAUCUAAAAUGUGCUUGGAAGGAUAGUUCAUGUUAGACCUUUACAAAAUGCUCAGAUUAUGCAUAUGCUGAUGGAUUCAAAUGUUUCAGAGUAGGUCCUUGUUAAGCUGUUUUUAAGAAGAAUACAGCUGGACUUUAUCCAUGCACAGAUAAAACUAAUGAUUCAAUGCACAGUAUUGACAUAUGUGCUGGAAUCGAUAAAGAAGGUUGUGUAGAAACAGUAUAAAAUGAUGGAAAAGUUUGCUAUUGGAAUCCAAGUUCAUCAACUUGUGAAGCUUGGAGCAGUAGUGCCUGUAGUAAUUUUGAUAAUACCAGCCAAACUGCAUGUCCAAAGUUUUCUUGUGAUUACAAUGCUACAACAGGCAAAUGUACAACAAGGACUUGUGAUACUAUUGCUGUUGAAACUGAUUGUACUAUGGUUUGGGAUAUCACACAAUAAGUAGCUACUUAAUGCAAAUGGGUUAACUCAAAAUGCACGGAAUUUGAUUAUGGAACUUUGACAUAGCCUACAUGUUUGAUGGGAUCAAGUUUAUCAUACAAGUGGAAUUCAACCACAUCUAAGUGUGAAGUGUGUGUGUAACCAAAAAGUGAUGACAAUACAGAUGAUACAUCAUAUUCCUAGUUGGUUUAAGCUGUGUUUGCCAUAUUGAUAUUUAUAAUGAUAUGA